AUAUUCGUUCACACCCGUCAACUUCUUCAAGGACUUCCUGAGCUUCUUCCCUAAUGUCUGUCCCAAGUUUAGACCCCAGCACAAAAUUACUCCGCUUCACGUGGGUCUGUACUGCUAAUGUAACUCGUGCAAAAGCAGUUUUCAUCCCAAACUGUAAAGAUUUGCAGAAAAUAGCUGACACCGGUAUUCCACUAUGUACUGCUGUUGAAGCAUUGCCAGUAAUGUAUGAUGCUACUGCACCAGACUCUGGUGUAACUGCUGUUGGUGAAGUUCGUAUGAAGCCGGACUGGACUACACUAACAAGUAUACCAUAUUCUAAAGGUCACGCACGAGUCAUGAUAAACAUGUAUGAAGAAAACGGAGACCCGUCAGGUCUAUGCCCUCGUCUCUUUCUUAAGAGGAUGACAGACGAAGCUGCUAAGGAAGGAAUAUACAUUAAAGCUGGUUUUGAAAACGAGUUUAUAUUGCUCCAACGUACAACAGACGGUAGCGUCAAACCAGUGGAUGACACUGUGUAUGCUAGUACACUGUCAAUGGAUAUCAACUGUGACGUCAUGACAGAUAUACUUGAUGCUCUUGUUAAGCAAGGAAUAGAUAUUGAGCUCUAUCAUCCAGAAGCUGCUAACGGUCAGCAAGAGUUAUCAAUAAGAUAUUCCGAUGUUCUGACGGCAGCAGACCAGCAGGUCAUUGUUAGGGAAACGGUGAAAGCAGUUGCUCUCAAGCACAAUAUGAUUGCCACUUUCCUACCCAAAGUCUUCCAAGAUCAAGCCGGGAGUGGAACUCACAUUCAUCUCAGCCUUCACACUAAAGAUGGUAAGAACAUUGUACCGUCAGAGACCAAAGAAGAUGAAAUAUCGGAAGUGACUGGUCACUUUAUAGCUGGCAUGCUUGAGCACUUGAGUGGUCUGAUGGCCGUCUCUGUUCCAACUACCAAUUCACUGCGUCGUAUUGCUCCUUGUUUCUGGAGUGGAGCUUUUAAAAUAUGGGGAUAUGGUAAUCGGGAGGCAGCCAUACGUGUACCAUCAAAUGCCUGUCAACCAAACCCAACUCAUUUUGAAUUAAAGACAUCGGAUGCUUGUGGUAAUCCUUACUUUGUUCUCGGUGCUGCUAUCGCUGCUGGAAUGGAUGGAAUCAAACGGAAUCUACCCAUUCCACCUCCUUACCAAGAUGAUCCUGGUGUUUUAUCCGAGGAAGAACUUAAAAAGAAUAACAUCAUUCCUCUUCCUCGUACUGUUGAUCUGACAGCCAAAGCUUUGGAAGAAGACAAGGUCCUCGCCGAUGCUUUUGGACCAAGGCUGACAAGAGCCAUUGUUGCUGUUCGUAGGUUUGAGUAUAAAGCAAUGAAGAAUAUGUCUUUGGAAGAGGAGAGAGCUCUUCUACUUCAACGUUACUAAAACUAUUUUUGCAUUUCUUUUUGCUAUUUUUUGAAUGUUGUUUUGCAGUUGUUAAUGUUAUAAUUUUGCUACAA
Amphimedon queenslandica is the source of this 1468-nucleotide messenger RNA. RefSeq names its product type-1 glutamine synthetase 1-like. The record is from RefSeq and is a predicted model, not a curated record. Gene Ontology annotation, molecular function: glutamine synthetase activity. NCBI's taxonomy places the organism in Eukaryota, Metazoa, Porifera, Demospongiae, Haplosclerida, Niphatidae. Bases 54 to 1394 code for a protein of 446 amino acids. The transcript has 2 exons.